ACCGGAAUCGUCCUUUCUUUUUCAGCGAAGACACACGGUCACGAUGAGUAGCCUUUGUACACGUUCGUCAACGUUCAAUUUCGGCGGAACUCGCAGCGAGUUCGUCGGCAAAUUGCGCGCCCUCUGCGAAGCGGGCGGUGUAACGGGGCUCGCCGGACACGUUGGUGGUGCUGCAGGAGCUGGAGCGGCGGGUGCUACUGAGGAGAAGCGCAUUAGCAAGAGCACCGACGACAUUGCCGACGACGGCGAUAUGACCAACACGCAGCUCUGGUUCCGUGGCGUGCGGCCCUCGAAGUUCCGCCACGUGUACGGUCUGCCGACGCGCAAGGAAUGCUGCUACACCGACAUCAGCGUGGUGCGCAGCGGCAACGAUGGCAACUUUUGUGCCGUCAACCCGACGUUCCUUGCGAUCGUGGCCGACACGACGUUCGUCGUCAUCCCGAUCAACCAGACGGGGCGCAUCGAUUUCCAGUGCUGCAAGGUGAUCGGCCACACCGGCCAGAUACUGGACCUGAAGUGGAACCCGUUCGACGAUCACACGAUUGCGUCGGCUUCGGAUGAUUGCACGAUCAAACUUUGGCGCAUCCCCGAGGGAGGGCUGACGAGCAAUCUGACCGAAUGCCUGACCGAGCUGGUCGGCCACAAGCGCAAGGUGCUGCACAUCGAAUGGCACCCGACGGCCGCGAAUGUGCUGCUGAGUGCCGGCUUCGACCAUCUGGUGUGCGUGUGGGACACGGCCAACACCGAGCGGGCGCUGCUGAACGUGAUCGAUUGCCACGUCGACAUGAUCUACAGUCUGGCGAUCAAUCGCGACGGUUCGAUGAUCGCCACCACGUCGAAGGACAAGAAGCUGCGCGUCAUCGAACCGCGCAGUGGCAUCGUUGUGUCGGAAGGAGUCUGCCACCUGGGAACGAAGUGCUCGAAGGCCGUGUUUCUGGACAGCAACCGCAUCCUGACGACGGGCUUCUCGCGCCACUCCGAUCGCCAGUACGCGGUCUGGGAUCAGCAUGACCUGAAGAAGCCGCUCGCGCAGGAGGUGAUCGACAGCUCGAGUGGCAUCGUGACGCCGUACUACGACUACGAUACGCGCAUGGUGUAUCUGGCCGGCAAGGGUGACGGCAACAUUCGCUACUACGAGGUGGUGGACGAGCCACCGUACGUGUACUACCUGAACCAGUUUCUGUCCGGCCAGCCCCAGAAGGCGCUCGGGUUUAUGCCGAAACGGGGCGUGCACGUGCACCAGUGCGAGGUGUUCCGGUUCUACAAGCUGCACGCCGCCGGCAACGUGUGCGAACCGAUCUCGAUGAUUGUGCCGCGCAAAUCGACGCUCUUCCAGAGCGACCUCUACCCGGACACGGUCGCCAACGUGCCGGCGAUCGGGGCGAAGGAGUGGUUCCAGGGUCGCAACGUUUCCCCGAUCAUGAUGUCCAUGAAGACGGGUGAAUCAAUCGCGGAUGUGACCAACAAUAAGUCGAACCAUCACCGCCACAGCACCACCACCGAGUCGGCGGCAAAGGUUCAGCGAACGCAUUCCGUCGUCCACCUGGGCAACGGAAACGCAAAUGGUGGCACCGCGUUGAUCGCGUCCAAUGGUGUCAACGGAGGGCAGCACCAUCAUCACCAUCAUCUCGGGGCAUCGGUGGCCGCCAACGGCACCCAGGGUCACCACCAUGGGCUGACCAAUGGCAACAACAACACACAGCAUUCCCUAGGCAGCACAAAACACUCGUCGCUCAACAAAGAAAACGAACUGCUGGACAAUCGCAAGCUGGACACGAACAACACGAAAAAGUUUGCCUUCCUGUCGCAACCGACCAAUCCGGAUUAUAGGCCGCAGACGAUCAUCGAAAAGAGCCAAAAAACGUCCACCAACCAGAGUACAAAGUUUCACCAGCUGCAGGCCAUCUUCGGGCAGCAGACGACGAACCACAAGGACAUUGCCAAUCUGCAGAACAACUUUCUCAGCAGCUCGCGCAACAGUUCCCGCAACAGUUCGCUCGAAAACAUCAACCUGCUGAACUCGGAAAAUGAGUUGCGGAAAGCAUUCAGCAAGCAAGCGGACGAGAUCAAGAGUCUGCGCAAAUCGCUGAACGGUUCCGAGAAGCGUGUCCGCGAGCUCGAGGCGGAAGUGAAACGGUUGCAGCAGCAGCUGAAACACUGCCAGUAGUAGAGUAACGUCACAGUCGGGUGGGCCGGUCCGGGCCGAGCGAGAAGGACCGACCGAUCGCCACGCACAAUGAGAAGGCAUCCGAUGGAAAAGUAGUGUCUCCGCAGACACAAUUUCAUACUUUUCAGCCGCCGCGCGGGCUCCAGCUGCUCUAUUUGAUGUCGCUUUGUGACCACAUUGUGAUUGGAUUGUGAUUAAUUUCUACUUGUGUGUCGAGGGCGCAAGGGCCCCGGAACGAUUUGUGUGUCCCCGGAUGGACCCGGAAAGGACAAGCGCGAUUAGGUGUAACGUCGUCGUAGCGUAUUUAUGUUUAGGAAUCGGGAACAGGAAGACACGAUAGCCGUUAAGAAACACAACAGGCAGCCCGGCGGGCCGCAUAAACAUAAUCGAACAAAAUAUCUAAACAGUUACCAAUACGUGACUACAGGACAAAAGAUAAAAGAAACGAAGAGAACAGCCGUCCCAAAACGCGCCCCUCGCGCCGUGUGGAGCACUAUUUCGGUCGAUUUGCCGAAAAGUUGCCGAAACGGGAAAGGCGCAUAAUAACGGGGCAUUUACGCGCAUUUAGACACUUAAACUUUGUACCGGGUGCCGGGAACCGGUACCGAUAGGUGAGGACACUCGUCUGCCGGGGAUCGUAUAUUGAACUGCUUAUCGCGCGCGCGCAGCGCUUCUUAUCGCCUUCUGGCUGCUCUGCUUACGCUGGCGAGAAUUGCUCAGACAAUAGUGCCGCAUUUUUCUAACCCUACGAGGAAACCAUCCAGCGAUAACGCCGAUAAAUGCUACGCGCCAAACGCUAUCCGAACCAAUCCACUAUAUUUAUACUGCUCCUACUAUCAAUCAAUAUGCUGUGCUACUGCUACUCCGACAUACUGCACCCUCUCUGAAGAACCCAAGCGCCGGACGAGUGGGCCAAAAAGGCCGCUACAGCUUGAUGCCCAGCAGUAGCGGCGGCGUCGUAUUAUCUUGGGAAGCAUUUACAUCUCACAGGGUGCAACAUUGUUGGGUGGAAAAUAAAAAUAUACGCAGGUGCGGGCCGUGGUGUCACGGUUCCGAUGGACCUGCGGCUUAUGAACGGCUUUUAAACACAGGCAUUCGGCAAUGCAAAGUUCUAGGCUUAACAAACAGUUAAAGACAUUGACACAUUAUUUAACUUCAACUUCAACAACGUCAAUAGGCGAUGGUGAAAGUGACAGAGGACUAGUAGGCGCUGCUACUACAGAAGGCUAACAAGAAAAAAUGACGAAGGCAGGACAUUUAUCACAGACGCUGCUGUGUAAC
Molecule: messenger RNA, 3448 nt
Organism: Anopheles cruzii
Lineage: Eukaryota; Metazoa; Arthropoda; Insecta; Diptera; Culicidae
Product: coronin-1C-like
Exons: 8
Coding region: 44-2167 (707 amino acids)
Biological process (GO): actin filament organization
Molecular function (GO): actin filament binding
Source: RefSeq, a predicted model, not a curated record